Molecule: messenger RNA, 772 nt
Organism: Racocetra persica
Lineage: Eukaryota; Fungi; Glomeromycota; Glomeromycetes; Diversisporales; Gigasporaceae
Source: the annotation of a GenBank genome assembly
AGAUAUGAGUCCGACUGAACUUGGACAACUUGUACGUCACAAUCGCAUGGGUUUAGUAAUUUCUAAAUGCGUGGACCAAUUUCCUCUACUCAAGCUUGAUGCACAGAUUGCUCCAAUUACUCGCAACGUUUUACGCGUAAUUCUCAGUAUUACGCCUGACUUUGUUUGGAAUGAACGAGUUCAUGGUACAGUAGAACCUUGGUGGAUAUUUGUUGAAGAUGUCAAGAAAUCAGAUCUUUAUCACUCAGAGUAUUUCAUACUAAAUAAAAAGCAACUUGGUGAAACACAGAAUAUUUGUUUUGCAAUUCCAAUUCAAGAACCUCUUCCUCCUCAAAUUUUUAUAAAAGUUGUUUCAGAUAGAUGGAUUGGAUCAGAAGUCAUUCAUCCAAUUUCUUUACAGAAUCUUAUAUUACCUGAACAUAACCAUGAGCAUACAGAAUUGCUAAAUCUUCCACCUUUAUCGAUAUCUAACCUUAAUGAUAAAAUUCUUGAAAACAUAUAUGCCCAAAGGUUUUCUUAUUUCAACCCUGUGCAGACACAAGUCUUUGAUAUAUUAUACAAGACACCAAAUAAUGUAUUAAUUGGGGCACCAACAGGUUCCGGUAAAACUGUUACAGCUGAACUCGCUAUGUGGUGGGCAUUUCGAGAAUUUCCGCGGUCUAAAGUCGUUUACAUUGCACCGCUGAAAGCACUUGUUCGAGAACGUGUAGAUGAUUGGCAAAGUAGAUUAACUGGGCCGACGAAAAGAAAGCUUGUAGAGUUGACUGGAGAU